AUGAUGAGGAACCUGGUGCUGGUGUGUGUGCUGGCGUGCGCGGCGAGUGCGGGACACGUGCGCGAGAAGCGAGGGUUCCUGCACGGACACCACGGACACCACGGGCACGGCGCCGCCGCCAAUGCUGUGCGCUACUCAGCUCCUGCUGUGAACUACUCGGUCCCCGCUGUCAGCUCCCCUGCCCCCGCCGUCAGUCACGCGGCGCCAGCGGUCAGCUACUCCACCCCAGCAAUAACCUACUCGUCUCUGGGUUCAAGUUACUCGGCAACUAGUAAUUCGGUCCCAGCUGUUGGCUACUCUGCACCCGCAGUGAGCUACUCCACUCCUGCUGCAAGUUACUCUUCUACCGUCUCAAGUUACUCAGCACCGGCCAUCAGUUACUCAGCGCCGGCCAUCAGUUACUCGGCACCCGCUGUCAGUUAUUCGGCACCCAUUGUCAGUCAUUUGGCACCAGCUAUCAGCCACUCGGCACCUUCUGUUAGCUACUCUUCUCCCUCCGUGAGAUACGCGCCUUUGGCUACGAGUUACUCGGCACCAGCUGUCAGUUCCUCUGUAUCCGCGGUUCACUACUCAACCCCCGCUGUUACCUACUCGACGCCGUCUGUUAUAUACUCCGCUCCUGCAACGAGGUACGCACCUCUGGCUCCAAGUUACACAGCGGUUCGGUUUUCUAAACCCACUGUGAGGCAGUCUUCGCCAGCUGUCAGCUACUCUUUUCCUUCCAUAAGCUACAGUGCUUCUGUAGCGAGAUACGCUACCAGUUACUCUGCAUCAGCUGUGAGGCACUCUGCACCUGCUAUCAGCGUCUCGGCGCCCGCUGUCAGUUACUCUUCUCCUUCCAUAAGCUAUAGUGCUCCUGUAGCGAGAUACGCCACAAGUUAUACAGUGCCAGCUGUCAGGCAUUCUGCGCCGGCUGUCAGCUACUCGUCACCUGCCGUCAGCUACUCUUCUCCUUCCAAAAGCUACAGUGCUCCUGUAGGGAGGUACGCUACCAGUUACUUUGCACCAGCUUUGAGCCACUCUUCACCAGCUGUCAGCUACUCUUCACUGGCUGUCAGCAACUCGGUACCCGCUGUCAGUUAUUCUUCUCCUUCCAUAAGCUACAGUGCUCCUGUAGCAAGAUAUGCUACAAGUUACACAGUGCCAGCUGUCAGGCACUCUGCACCAGCUGUCAGCUACUCUUCUCCCUCGGUGAGAUAUGCGCCGCUGACAACGAGUUACUCUGCACCCGCUGUGAGGUACUCAACACCCGCUGUCAGCUACUCUUCUCCGGCUGUUAGUUACUCGACUUCCACUGUGAGUACCUCGUCGCCCGUGGUUCGCUACUCAGUGCCAUCCGUCAGCCAGUCAGCGGCCGCGGUCAGGCACUCAGCGCCUAUCGUCAGGUACUCGAAGCCUACUGUGAGCUACUCUAGCCCGGCCGUUAGUAAUUCGGCAUCAGCUAUUAGUUCCUCGGCGCCCUCUGCGAGCUACUUGCCAGACGUGAGCCAGUCCGUGCCUGUGAGGCAUGCAGCCGCGGCGGCGAGCUACUGGCCCAGCAGCACCGCGCCGUGGCUGGCGGUGCCGGUGCGGCGCGCACACUCGGUCGCCGCGCAGCACGGCGCCGCAUACGCCAGCGCCUGGUGAAUGCAACUCGUAUUUAU
Messenger RNA from Helicoverpa zea (corn earworm), 1643 nucleotides. It is a transcript of the gene CPG4, whose product is annotated as endochitinase A-like. NCBI's taxonomy places the organism in Eukaryota, Metazoa, Arthropoda, Insecta, Lepidoptera, Noctuidae. The coding region runs from base 1 to 1626 and encodes 541 amino acids. Gene Ontology annotation, biological process: positive regulation of transcription by RNA polymerase II. The transcript is spliced from 2 exons. Gene Ontology annotation, cellular component: RNA polymerase II transcription regulator complex. The record is from RefSeq and is a predicted model, not a curated record. Gene Ontology annotation, molecular function: transcription coactivator activity.